Molecule: messenger RNA, 1493 nt
Organism: Rubroshorea leprosula
Lineage: Eukaryota; Viridiplantae; Streptophyta; Magnoliopsida; Malvales; Dipterocarpaceae
Source: the annotation of a GenBank genome assembly
AAAAUGAAAAAAAAAAAAAAAAACUGCUUUUGGGCCGAAAGAUUAAAAAAAAAAAACUAAAAAAAAGUCCAAACUCCACAUAGGCUUUCUCUUAUCUUGGGCAGGGAAAGGCCGAAAAGAUCAUUGCCCAUUGGCAUGCUGUCAGCCCAGCUUCUGUUGGGCGGAAUUGGGUCAGGCCUACUAGCACCUCGCCUAAACUCUGCUUCAUCUCUCCUACAUGGCAGAUCGUCACCUGCACCCGGUGAGAGAGAGAUGGCCGGUCUGUUAGCAUGGGCGGCGGAUGUCGUCGGAGCUCAUGGUGGUAAUGAGAGUAACGAGGACGAAGAUGACCGGAGAAUCCCGAUCGUGUUCACCCCAGAGCAGCAAAAGUAUGCUCAAGAGCUGGACCAGAAGGCGGCCUCUCUCACCCGUCUGAUCCAAGAUCUACGCCUCAGGCUGCCUCCUUCUGACAUCUCCCAGCGUCUCCCUCACCUCCAUGCCCACUCCCUCGCCUCCAAUGCUGCCCUCGCUCUACAGCUUAAUGCUCACUCUACUACCCGCGAGCAGGCCCAGUUGAGAGAGGAGACAUUGCAACAAGAGAAUGCUGCAUAUGAAAGGGCUAUAUCGAAUUGUGAGAACAAAAUACAGGAAAAAAUGCAUGAAGCAGAUUCACUUCAGGCAAAGUUGAAGGAAAUGUAUGAGAUUGAGAAAAGUCUUAGUGCUGAAUUGGAAGAAAGCCAGGCUGCAUUGGAUGCUGGUCAGACUCAAAGGUCUGGUGAAUCUUUGGUUGAGUCCACAGUGAAAAAUGAAGAUGGAGAAGAAACAGAUGUGGCAAAAUCUGCUAUGCUAGACAAAUUAGAGGACAAGAAAAACGAAUUGAGUCUAAUGGAAGAGACUGUCCGAGAUUUAGAGGAAAAAUGGGCAAAAAUUCAGGACAAAGCUUUGAAGCUUCCUUCUCCAGUUCAAAGAGAGAAGGCAUUGGAUAAGCAGCUUCACAGCCUAAUUGAGCAACUAGCAGCAAAACAGGCACAAGCCGAAGGCCUUGUCAGUGAAAUUCAUUUGAAAGAGAGGGAACUAGAGAGAUUGAAUGCAUUGUGGGGGAAGGUUGAUGGUAGCAAUGCUGAGGCAACUACUGCCAGGAAUCGGUUGAAUCGAGUUGGAAGAGGCAAUACUGAAAAAGUAUCUGUUUCUGAUUAUUCUAUUGAUGCUCAUGACAAGCUUCCUUAUUGCACUGUUGGCCGAAAUGAGAAUCAACAGAGGCUUAUGCUACUCAGGUCUGCUUUUGUGCUCUACAUUUUCAUUCUACACAUCUUGGUCUUCAUCAAGAUCUCAUUUUAAAGAAAAUAUCCUGAAUACCCUGAAUCUCACAUCACACUGUUGGUUGCAUACUGAAACACGUUGCAAUUGUAAUAUGGCAGUCAAUUAUAACAUUAAAAGUUGUAUGUAUAUAUCAUACCAUGAAUGAUUAUUUGUUGUAUCUUUCUUCAAAGUUGAUCCAACAGCUGAACUUCUUU